Messenger RNA from Cyprinus carpio (common carp), 1331 nucleotides. RefSeq names its product rano class II histocompatibility antigen, A beta chain-like. The record is from RefSeq and is a predicted model, not a curated record. The coding region runs from base 90 to 833 and encodes 247 amino acids. NCBI's taxonomy places the organism in Eukaryota, Metazoa, Chordata, Actinopteri, Cypriniformes, Cyprinidae. The transcript has 4 exons.
UGGUCAAGACAUGUGACUGAUACCGGUUUUAACAGGAACACAUUGGCUUUUGGUUACUUUCUAUGAACCAAACUGCGUGAGUGGCAAACAUGGAAGUCAUACAGGCAUUCAUAUUAAUACUUCUGCUUUCUCCUCAGAUCACUAUGUGGACAGACUACCAGACAGCAAAUAUCCUGGUCUACACACGGAUGAUGGAGAGUGGCUCCAUAGACCAGGCGGUGGUUGUUUUGGUGAAUGAAGCCACAUUUGCAUACUUUGACCAGGCAAAAAAAACGUUUGUCUUGCGUCCCAGUGCAAGCGCCGGGUUCUCAGUUUUAGAAGGCAGCGAUCAAUCGUUCUGCGUGUAUGAGGUGUUACAAGGAUUUUAUCGACAAACUGGUAACCUGGAGAAACUCAAACAAGAAACAAAUUCAUCAAAAGCACUUUUGGAACGUCCUUCAGUCAAUGUGUAUACUGAAUUUCCUGAAGAACAAGGAAAAGUAAAUGUCCUUUACUGCUAUGCCACUGGGUUUUACCCUGGUGACAUUGAAAUAAACUUUUAUCUAAAUGGCCAAAAGUCCACUGUGAAAGCAGAGACCUCUGACUUAAUGUAUGGGGAAGACUGGACCUUCAAAGUGUACAAGUAUAUGAAUAUCACCCCACAGUAUGGGGACGUGUACACAUGUGAAGUGAGACACAGUAGUUUGGCUGAACCUAAAAUGACAGAGUGGAGGCCUGAAUUUUCAGCAUCCACAUCACAUCUCUACUGGGCUUAUGUACUACCUCUUGGCAUCCUGUUGGGAAUCAUGGUAUCUGUCCUGAUUUUAAGAAGAAAACAGCGUUCUCAAAUAUAACGGGGAAAAACUGAACUGCAGUACAUAUGUUCAUCUGAACUUUGUGGCUUAUAGAUGAGCACAGUAUAUAACUCAUUUAAUUAGGUAGAAUCCAUUACAAUCUAUAAUUUAAUCUUUAUCCUGUAAAUCCAUGUUUGCCAUUUUUAUGGCUGGUUUCACAGAUGAGGCUUAAAGCCUAGUCCCAGACAAAAAAAUGCAUGUUUGAGCUGUUUGCACUGAAAGCAACUUGCACUGACAUAUCUUAAAAUAUGUCAGUGCCACUGAUUUGUAUCAAAAUGUACACCAGUAUUGUUUUUUUAUAAGGCACAUUUAAAACAAACAAACAAACCCUUAAAUGCCCUAAUUUAACUAAGGACUAAUCCUGGCUUUAUAAGCCCUGUCUGUGAAACCAGGCUUUGGUGUUCUUUAGUCACUUUAAAAUAGUCUGUAUUUACUGUCAGGGGCAUUUGUAGGCAUGGGGACAAGGGCACGGGGUGCCUACUCCAGAAAAAUAAAUAA